AUUCUCACCAUGUGGGCUUUACUCUUCUUGGUGAGCGUUACAGCAGUUGCUGCUGAGCCCAGAAGCUUUCAUGGGGCAAAAGUUUUUCGAGUAACACCACAAAGUCCAGAACAUGUUGAACUUAUCAGAUCCCUGGCCAUUAGCGCGCAGCUUGAUUUCUGGGUCCCCGAUUCUGCAGCUUCAGUAGAACAUGGAAAACGCACUGACUUCCGAGCAGACGGCCAGGUGUCAUAUGAUGUUCAGGCGCUCAUUGAACAAAGCGGAAUGCCCUAUGAAAUUAUGAUUGAUGAUGUACAAGUAGCUUUGGAAAAUCAACAGAACAGCAAUAUCCGUACUGGCCAUAGCUAUGAUAAGUACAAUGACCUUGAUACGAUUAAUGCCUGGUCUGCUAACAUUGCUGCUCAGAACCCCGGACUUGUGUCACGUUCACAAUUUGGAAUCUCAUAUGAGGGUCGUCCAAUUUAUUUACUCAAGGUUGGAAGGCCUGGUGUGGAUAAGAAAGCAGUUUUAAUUGACUGUGGGUUCCAUGCCAGGGAAUGGAUCACACCAGCAUUCUGCCAGUGGUUUGUGAAGGAGGCGGUUAACUCAUAUGGCUCUGAUGCCCAAUUUACUGAUCUUCUCAACAACUUGGACUUCUAUAUUAUUCCAGUUCUAAAUGUAGAUGGUUAUGUUUAUACCUGGACCAAUGACCGGAUGUGGAGAAAGACACGUUCUGCUACCAAAAAUAGCAAAUGUUUUGGAACUGACCCAAACAGAAACUUUAAUGCUGCAUGGUGCACUGGAGGCUCAACAUCAAAUGCAUGUGCUGAAACCUAUUGUGGCAGCACUCCAGAAUCAGAAAGUGAGACCAAGGCUUUGGCUGACUUCAUCCGAAAUAAUAUUUCUUCAAUCAAGUCCUACCUAUCGAUUCACUCAUAUUCGCAGAUGUUGCUGUUCCCCUACUCUUACACCAAUGCCAAGGCUAAAGAUAAUGCAGAACUGUAUGCUGUUUCAGAGGGCGCAGUUAAACAGUUGGAAUCACUCUAUGGUACCAUUUACACCUACGGUCCUUCAGCAAGUACAAUAUACAUUGCUGCAGGAUGCUCCGAUGACUGGGCAUAUGACGUAGGGGUUAAGUACUCAUUCACAUUUGAGCUUCGCGACACAGGAAAAUAUGGAUUUAUUCUUCCAGAAUCCGAAAUUAAGGAAACAUGUGAAGAAACAAUGUUGGCUGUCAAAUACAUUGCCAAUCAUGUCAUGAUCAAUGCAUAAAAACAUGUAAUAAAGUCCAACAACUUUAUUCUUCCCAGAGAACACAGCGUGUCAUCCCCUACUGCCUCUAAUUAUACCAAUAUGUCUGUUGAAAUUCUUGCCAGUUAUACAUAAUAAAAUAAUAAAAAUACAAAUAAUAAAAUGUGCUUUCCA
Molecule: messenger RNA, 1404 nt
Organism: Xenopus laevis (African clawed frog)
Lineage: Eukaryota; Metazoa; Chordata; Amphibia; Anura; Pipidae
Source: RefSeq, marked predicted